This is a messenger RNA of Stomoxys calcitrans (stable fly), 1515 nucleotides long. Its product is annotated as golgin subfamily A member 6-like protein 6. The coding region runs from base 111 to 1289 and encodes 392 amino acids. The record is from RefSeq and is a predicted model, not a curated record. Lineage: Eukaryota; Metazoa; Arthropoda; Insecta; Diptera; Muscidae. The transcript has 6 exons.
UUAGUUUUUUGUUUAUAUUUUGAUACCGAACGGUUUUCAUACGUGACAUAUUGGUUUUUUUAUAUAUUGUGCAAAUCGCACUAUUAUUUAGAAAAAAGAGUUCCAACAAUAUGUUAUCCAACGCUAGAAAAUCGAGUGAUAUUGAAAUGAAGCGCAAACCUUCUAAAGAGGCCUUUCAAAAAAAUCUAACUGUGGAUGUUGGUGAGAUGUCCUUGCAGCGUUUGGCUCAGAUUAAUAGUGUUUUAAGGAUAUUGACCGAAUCUAUAGAAAAAAUAAAGAUUUCCCUAAUACUGCCUCAUAUCUUUGAAAAUGCGCUUGAGUUAAGGCAACAUUUGGAACCUACAGCCUAUGACAAUUGUAAAAAGCUCAUUGUGGAGUACCUUAGGGAGAAGAACACCGAAACUGACCCUAAAACGCCCCAUUUGAAUUAUCGUCUAAUAAAGAUUAUAGACUUUUUUCAUGAGAACUGUAAUUCACUGAAAUUUCUGUCCGAUUGUUGGGAUAAUGGCUUGAGUGAGAAUGAUAAAUCAUUAGUUGAGGCAUUUCAACUAUUGCAAAACAUAGCCGAAGAACGCUUAAGGAAAUCAGCUUUAAGUGAAUUUAACAAGGAGAAGAAGAUACAUGAAAUCUAUCAUGAAAAUGAAACACUGAAAAAGAAUAUACAAACAAUUCAACGUCAGCUAAAGUCGCAACGUAUUAACCAACGAUGGAAGUUUGCCGCUAUGGGUGGAGUAACACAAAAAUACGAAGAGAAUUUGUCGUUUCGUAAAUAUGAUAACAAUGUGAAAAUUAAGCAAGAAAUCAUUAAGUCCAGCCGCUGUAUAAAAGAAAUACACUUAACAAGUACCAGCAAACAAAAGGAAUUACAAGAGGAACUUGAUCGCAUUCGAGCUCUAUAUGAAAAACAACUUAAAGAAAAUCUGAAACAGGAACAAAUUGCAAAAGAUAAAAAAAAUAAACUCUUGAUACAGCUGCAAACUUUGAUAAAAAAAUUUGACCAAACCAUUGGUGAUAAAAUCAUAGAAAAUAUGAACCUCCAAGAAGAGUAUGAGAAACAAAAGAUGCUAUUCGAUGUUUUUAUGAUGGUCUACAGCAGCGAAGAAGCUGAAUAUCUGCAAAUUGUACGCACAAAGGAGGACGAGGAAAAACGUCAACAGGAGCAGAAAAUAUUACUCUUUAUGAUGAAUCGCGCUGCGAGGACCAUACAGAAACGUUGGAGACGUUAUCGCAAAAUGAGAAGUCGAAAACAGGCCAAGAAAGGCAAAGGCAAAAAGGGCAAAAAGAAGUAACACCAUUAAAGGUGUACUGUGCAGUAUAUUCAAUCUUCUAUUAAAUUUGAACUAUUAAAAAUUUGAAAUAACCUAAGUAGGCAUGCGUGUGCGUAUGACUGUUUUCCUACGAUAGAGUUUAACGUCAACUUAAUUUCAAUUACCAAUGUGCUCUGUGAAAAAUUGUUUCUGCAUGUGAGAAAAAAAAUAAAACCUUCCACAAACUAUUUUAAAAAGUUUGAAAAUA